Molecule: messenger RNA, 3885 nt
Organism: Cimex lectularius (bed bug)
Lineage: Eukaryota; Metazoa; Arthropoda; Insecta; Hemiptera; Cimicidae
Product: serine/arginine repetitive matrix protein 2-like
Exons: 9
Coding region: 401-3604 (1067 amino acids)
Cellular component (GO): membrane
Source: RefSeq, a predicted model, not a curated record
AUUUAUUUAUUUAAAAUAAACAUAUGAUUACAAAAUAUCUGCUAAAAUAUUAGGUUAGUUUUAAAAAGGUGAUGACAUUUCUUAAUUUUUUACUUUAAUUACAUUGCUGGUCGUAAGAAGUUACAUUUGGUAGAUAAUCAUAGACAUUAUUCGGUUUUUCCACAUUGUAGCGUCCAGGUGGCCAUACUUGAUAAGCACAACUUACUCCAUAGAAAAAAAAUGACGCUAAGUUGAAAUAAGGAAAGCCGGUUCGAACCGAUUGGCCGAUGUACAAAAUCUCAUCCCUGAUGCUCCAUCGCGGUGAUAGUUCUCAAAAGGUGUAAACCGAGUGGGGUUGUUUUCAUCCCGGUGUCUAGGCGACCCGUCGCCCACCCACCUCAGCAAUUCCAGCAGCAAGCAGAUGAGCCCCACAGUCGUGUUCCGAAGUGGAUCCAAUUUGGAGCACGCCUACUACGUCUCACCUAGGACGAAGAAGACCGGGAAAGUCUUCUCGAGGCGUUUUACAAUCAAGAUCGAAAUCAUGGGCGCAUUCAUGAUCAAAAUCUUGAAAUCGAUCAAUUUCGCCUUUAUCGCACUCCUGUUCGUUUCCACUGAUGAUGGCAGUGCGAGGGCGAAAAUAUUCAGACUGGAGGUGGGUGGUAUGACAAUGCUAAUCGUAUCGAGUCUUGCCAUGAAAGAGUUCAGCGACUCUCCUUGGAUCGACCACGAUCAACUUUUACCGCCCAUCACUCUACUUACUCUCGCAAUAACUAUCAUUAUCAUCUCUGCAUUUGGCGUGUAUGCAAACUUCAGAGAGAAUCAUCAUUUACUCAUAGCCUUUAUGGUGUUUCUUGUGAUUGCCAUCGUAGUAGAGAUAGUAAUUGGAAUUAUGGCAAUACGAGCACUACACAGUUACCCAGAAUAUUGCUUGGAACAGCUAAGAUCUGCGACAAAGGUGUAUACUGUUAGCAAAAUUGACAGAAAGAAAUUAGAUGAUCUCCAGCGUGAUUUAAAGUGUUGUGGAAUUGAUGACCCUAGUUCAUGGUCUGUGUUGUUCAUCCCUCCAACUCUUCCAAUCUCGUGUUGUAUCAAUUUGAAAACGGAUACAUUAGACGGUGAUAUACCGAUUUGCUAUGCCAGACCCAACUUAGAGAAUGUUUAUAGUACCUCGUGCUUGAUGAAACUUAACUUUAUUGUAGAGAACAGCCAAAGGAAUAUAAUGGCCAUUUCAAUACUAACUGCACUAUUACAGGUUGUCAUAAUCAUAGUGAACAUUUGCUUAACAUUAGCAGUCAAGAGACAACAGAAAUGGAAAACUGUCAUAGUAAGUGCUUUUAAGGAGGCUACCGACCCAAAUUCCAAUAAUCAUGAACACCAAGAAGGGACAGAAUUACAAAAACAGGGACAUUUAUUGUCAAGAAAAAUCAGCCCAGAUCCGAAUGAUAAAAUUGAAGAAAGAAGAAUUUCUGAUUCAACAAAACAUAUUAAAUUCAAAGACCUUGAAAUAUUCAAGACUAACUUGCACUUAGUAAAUCCUCAGAAUACACCCAAGAAAAGAACUUCCAAAGAGGCGAAACCACAAAUUCAGGAAGCUACGCUCUCAGAAACUCCUCACGUUCCAAUCACUUUGAGUUCUCUAUUUCAAGAAAUAGAUGAUUAUGAAAAAAACAGAAAUUCAAAUAUUUCCAAAUUUAGUCAAAUCUUGAAAGAAAUUGAAUUGCAAAGGCCAUCGCUCAAUCUUCUGUUGACUUCAAAUGAGCCUGUACAUCAACCGGAAAGACCACAAGAUCAUCAGCCGUCAAUGCAACGGAACUCUUUUCAAACCAAAUUGGACACUAUAAAUUCUGAAAUUGCUGAAAGUCAAUCAAAACUGGACACUAUAAAUUCCGAAAUUACCAGACGUCAAUCCAAAUUGGACGCCAUCAAUUCUGAAAUUAUCGAAGUCCAAUCGAAAUUGGACAUUAACAAUCCUGAGAUUGCUAAAAGUCAACAGAAAUUGCACACUGUCGAUCCAGAAAUUACUGAGCUUCAAUCCAAAUUGGAAAUUAUCAAUUCUGAAAUUACUAGACGUCAAUCCCAAUUGGACACUAUCAAUUCUGAAAUUGCUGAACGUCAAUCAAAAUUGGACACUAUCAAUCCUGGUAUUAGUGAAAGUCAACAAAAAUUGGAAACUACCAAUCCUGAAACUGAAAAUCAAAAGAAAAUGGACACUAUCAAUUCUAAAGUUAUUGAAAGUCAACCAAAACUGGACACUAUCACCCCUCAAGUUCCUAUAAGCCCACCAAAAUCGAACAUUGUCACACCUGAAUUGACUGGAAAUCGGCCAAAAUUUUACACUAUUCCUCAUGAAAUGUUUGAGAAUCAACCAAAAUUGAAAACUAUCAUUCCUGAAAUUACAGAAAGUCAGCCAAAAUGGGACCCUAUCAAUUCGGAAUUGUCUAGGACUCAACCAAAAAGGAAUACUAGCACUCCUCGAAUGUCUAAAAGUCGGUCAAAAUUGGACACUGGAAAUCGACAAAAAUCGAGGGCUACCUCUCCUAAAAUGAAUAAAAGUCCUCCAAAAUUGGGCAUUGUCACUCCUGAAAUUACUGAAAGCCAAUUGUCAAUGGAAACCAUCAAUUAUGAAGGUACCGAAAGUCAGCCCAAAUUGUACACUAUCAAUCCUGAAUUGUCUAAAAGUCGAUCGAAAAAGAACACUAGCACUCCUCGGAUGUCUAAAAGUCGGUCAAAAUUGGACACUGGAAGCCAACCAAAGUCGAGGGCUGCCUCUCCUAAAAUGACUAAAAGUCCUCCAAAAUUGGACAUUGUCACUCCUGAAAUUACUGAAAGCCAAUUGACAAUGGAAACCAUCAAUUAUGAAGUUACUGAAAGUCAGCCCAAAUUGGACACUAUCAAUCCUGAAUUGUCUAAAAGUCGAGCGAAAAAGAACACAAGCACUCCUUGGAUGUCUAAAAGUCGGUCAAAAUUGGACACUGGAAGCCAACCAAAGUCGAGGGCUGCCUCUCCUAAAAUGAAUAAAAGUCCUCCAAAAUUGGGCAAUGUCACUCCUGAAAUUACUGAAAGCAAAUUGAGAUUGGAAACUAUCAGUUAUGAAGUUACUGAAAGUCAGCCAAAAUGGGACCCUAUCAAUUCGGAAUUGUCUAGGACUCAACCAAAACAGAACACUAGCACUCCUCGAAUGUCUAAAAGUCGGUCAAAAUUGGACACUGGAAGCCGACCAAAGUUGAGAACUUCCUCUCCUAAAAUGGCUGAAAGUCCUCCAAAAUUGGACAAUGUCACUCCUGAAAUUACUGGAAGCCAAUUAACAAUGGAAACCAUCAAUUAUGAAGUUACUGAAAGUCAGCCCAAAUUGGACAAUAUCAAUCCUGAAUUGUCUAGAAGUCGACCAAAAUGGAACACUAGCACCCCUCAAAAGUCUAGAAGUCAGUCAAAAUUGAACACCGGAAGCCGACAAAAGUUGGGGACAACCACUUCUAAAAUGGCCGAAAGUCGACCAGCACUGAAUGCUGCCACUUCCGAAAUUUCUAAAGGUCGAUCGGAAAAAGCCAUUUUGAAAAGACAAAAAAGUUCUUCUUCGGAUCCAAAGGGUUCUAAAAAUAAUCAACCUUUCAAUAAAAACCAUUAACCUUUUAAAAAUGAGUCCUAGGAAGGAUGAUGUAAACAGAAACAAAUACACAAUGAAAAAUACAAAAUAAAAUUGUUUUUUUAAAACAGUUUAUUUGAUAAAUAUAAAUUAAUUUCUUUAUAUUGUAACAAAAUACAAGGAACAAAAUUGUUUAAUUUUCAGUAUUAUGAUAAAUAUUAACUGCAUGUCAUAUAUUUGCAUGCAAAUUACAAAUACAAUAAAUUACAAUAUUCAUUAUUUACAUAUGCGUAUAUCAACUAUAAACAUUAUUUUAUAACAAA